GGUCGGAAUCGGGCAUUCUUUCGGAAAGUAGAAUACAAGUCGAGCUCUUCGGUAAGUCUGCCUUGAGCUUGCCAGAUGUGCACUUCCCACAUGGAUAGGACUUUCCUGCUGCCACCUACAUAGACAUUCAAAACAAUGAAAGGGCAAGAACAACCUCACUUAGGUGAGCGUCACUUUGCCGUGUUCGACAUGAUCUCUUACCUCCAGUCUCCAAUCUCUUCACAGACCUUCAUUUCACUCUUUUGUCUGCUGUCAUCUGCCAUCGCACUACAACUUUUGGUGUUUUGGACUUGACUUUUGGCCUAAUGUUGAACGUCUUGGGAGUUCUUUGGUUUCUUCAUUUGAAGAUAAAUUCCGCCUUACUUGUUGGGAUUAUCGUUCUCGUCGCUUGCUAGAUCAUUUGGCCUCAAUCCUCGCCCAACAACACCACACACCGGCACGAUGCCAAACUCGGCAGCCCCUUAGAUGGGGGUAAGGAGGUUACUUGUCGUUGCAGGACUCUGUGCAUUCUAUGUCAUGCUCCACUUGUGCUUCGCCAAACGGCCUUUUGCCAACGACUCUACCAUUCCCGAACUGCAGUUACGCAGUAACAUCACACGGCCAUCUCUCGAACUCCGACCACGCAGUGACACAACUGAACCCACACCAACAUUGAAGCAUAGAGAUCUACUCAACGCAUACCUCCCAGCUGAAUUGGAAAGGCGUGGCCUUCUUGGACCCGGCGGCAUCCUGCCAGGCAAGGUCCUACCAAGUGUAUUGUCCAAGCUGAACCCUAACGUUGUUGGUGUUAUCACUUCACUGGCUGCUGCCCCGCUCGCAACCCUGGUUCCAGCUAUUCCAAACAUACCUUCUCUUCUCCCGACCGUUGCAGCAGACGGCGGAGCUGGUAUACCCCUUCUUCCUGACCUUGGAGGGGUAGCUUUGAAUCCCGCAGGUAUUUCUACCGUUGCAGAAGAUGCAAGCGACUGGAUAGCAGCUGGCGUUUCGGGCUUGCUCCGUGGAGCCACCAAACUCCUCCCAGCCAACCUCCCGCUGGCCACGGUUAUCAAUGAUGUCGUUUCUCAAGCGACCAAAGCCGCCGACCAAGUGUUGAGUCAGGUCCAGAGUGUUGCCGCUGAGGUUGCAACUCUUGCCGCUCAAGUUGAAUCUGAUGUCCUCAGCCCUGAUGGAGCUCUCGCCAACGCGGGAUCACUGCUGGAUAACCUUGAGGGGACAAUUGACAACAUCAUCAAUGAUGUCGUCGGAGAGGUCGCAGAUGUCGUCCCAGCUGAUUUACUAGACAAUGUCAAAUCAUUGGUUACUGUAGGUCUCAAUUCAAUUCUAGCUGCCAGUGGCGGCCCUGUGGCCAUGGUGGCAUCCAUCAUUGACCAAAACCUUUGCGAAGCUGUCAAGCUGGUCAAUGGUCUUCUCACUACCGUCACUGGAGUUUGUGGUGAUAUGGCUUCAAUCACAUCAUUCAGCCCUACAUAUAUAGAUUCAGCAACAUCCGCGGACACUGGACUGCCGCCACCCAGCCCGAUAGUCACAGGCAACAAACCUACCACUGCAUCUGCUGCUCAGCCCAUUAGCAUUCCAAUACUAACAAGCUCGGGCGCUAGUCAAACAGGUCAGUUCCCCAGUACUGGUGCUCAAGGCAGUGCUUCUGGAGGCACCAGCCCAACUAGGCCAGAGAAUGGCGCUUCGCAAACAAAUGCAGGAGCAAGCACUGGUGGCUCUAGUCCUGCAAAUGGCAACGGAAACCCACAAACCUCACCAGCGAGUGGAAGUGGUCCCUUCCAGACGGCACCCGGCUCAGGCUCAAUCCCUAAUGGAAGCGGACAAUCAGGAACUGAUGGAGGUGACGGCGCUUCACAAACAGCGUCUGGAGCUGGUUCAAACCCUAUUGGGAAUGGGCAGUCAACUACUCUUGCCAGUAGUGGUGAUUCUCAAACAGCACCAGGGCCAGGAGCUCCUUCAGGGAGCGGGCAAUCUGUGCCGAACGGUGGUAGUGGUGCUUCGCAGACUGCCCCGGCUGGUGGAACCAGCGCCGCAACAACUGAACUUGGCUCGGGUGCCAAUCCUUCUGGAAAUAGUCGGUCGGUGCCAAAUGGUGGCAAUGGCGCCUCUCAGACAGCACCAGCAGGAGGCAACGGUGGUAUCCCGGGUGCAACCGAAAUCACUUCUGGUGAGCCAGCUCCUCUCCCUCCUGAAGGCACCGGUCCAAAUGGAUCAUGGACAGGUGGUGGUAACAUGCCGACUCCAACAGGUCAGUCAAAUGGUGGUUCGAAUACCGGUUCUGGGCAAAUUUCAACGGGUGCUCCUGGCAAUGGUGGUGUUUCAGCUGUCACUGUAUCUGUCACGCUUACAUCAACUCUGACUAUUGGCAAUGGGGUGGCAUCGCCGCAAACAGUCUACUUGCCUGGCUCUACGACGACUGUAAUUACUACUGCUUCCGUUUAUAUACCAUGCCCGGCACAACCGCCUUGCCCUACCUGGCCUCCUUCCUCGGGCUCGUGGCCCGGGGCGCAAUCUGGCACAGGCCCCUGUCCUGGUUCAGGCUAUACUUGUGAUGAUUGUGUUGACGGUUGGUUCUGCCCGCCCCCCCAGACCCCUGCGCAAUCUGGUCCAAAUGGGUGCUUUGGCUGGCCUUGUGCUCAUUGCAGCGGUGGCUGGUUCUGUGUCCCUAGACAGAGUGCAGGCACCUGUACAAGCUCAGGAGGUAGUGGACAGGCUCCGAACCCAGGUGGCCUCAUGUCGCCUGUGUCUCCUGUCCAAACUACGGUUACUAUCGUUCCUCUUUUCUCAACUGGACAACUACCAAGCAAUACAAUUGCUCCUCAACCUGCAAAUGCACUACCCACCAUCAUGAAUCCUGCCAAUGGAUGGACGUACUCUGGCUGUUGGGGCGAUCAGCCUCGAUUUCCUGUUCUCGACUUCACACCCGAGACAAGUUUUGGACCGGUCGAGAAUGGGAAAUGUGUACGGCACUGUAUCGUCAAUGGCUACACGAUCGCAGCAACCUCAUUCGGCAAAAAAUGUUUCUGCGGCAUGUUUCUAAACGGAACCCAGAAACUUGGAGAUGCUGCCUGUAUGUCUCCUUGCACAGGUGAUACCUCACAAGCAUGUGGUAGUGACUGGUCUCUUCUAACUUACACCCCUGACGGGGUAGCACGUGGCUGGGCACCCAUCGGCGAGCAACCAAACCCAAACCCACGCCCAGCACCUACCAUCGUUGAACUUGUCUUUGGCGGCGUUGAGCAGAGCGUUGUCACACAGGAUGUCGUUGUGGGUCCCACUUCGGGGGCCAACAUAGCAUCAUUGAUCAGUCAAUUCGGUGAGCGGAGUGUUCAACCACAAGCAAGCCUUCCCAGCGGAGUUGGCCCCCAGAUUCAAUGUACAACAUCCCCUAGUGGACCCUACGGCGCAAGCAUGACGGCUCCUGGCAAGGGUUCAACAUCGCCAACCGACGCCAUUUCUAGUCCAACUUUGCCCAAUGGUAGCAACUCGAACACGUCACCAUCAUCUCCAAACGGCGUAGGUGGUGUCGGGCCAGGCCAACAGACUCCCACGAUGCCGGUUGGAGGAACUGUUUUCCCUAGCUUUCCCAGCGGCCAAGAUCCUGGGACGCCUGAUGGACAAUCCCCGACCGGACCAGGCAUUGGCCCCUCUCCGGCUGGUCCAAGCAUUGGAAAUCCAGGUACCACGCCUGGCGGCGUUGGUCCUCCAAAUCCUGGGACCAACGGAGGCAAUCCAAGCAUCACAGGCCCGAAUGUUGGGUCCACUACAGACAUACCGGGUGGUGGAAGCCCUGGCACUUUCCCAUCCUUUCCAAAUGGAGCAGGUGGCGUUGCUCCUGGUCAACAAGGCCCUACAUCACCAGAAAGCGUUGCUCCUCGCCCAAGUCUUCCUGGGGGCAACAACCCUAAUAUAACUCCUCCAGGCAGAAAUCCCAGCACCACUCCCGGAGGUGUAGGUCCCUUAAACCCGGGAAUCCCGGGCAAUCCGAGCAAUACAAUCCCUAAUGGAGGAACGAGUCCGAAUCUACCUGGAGGUAGCAUCCCAAAUAUCCAACCGACGUUUUCGAACGGAGGGAAUGGGAUCACUCCUGGUCAGCAGACUCAAACGUCGCCAGGAGGUAUUGGUCCCAGCCCAACUUUUCCUGGGGGCGGAAAUCCAAAUAAUCCUUUGUCGCCCAACAGUCCCGGUGGGCAAGGCGGAAGCACACCUCUAGGUGGAAACGGAGGCGGCGUAAAUCCCACUGGGGGACAGCUUCCAACCUGCAUACCUGGCUCACCGGGGAUCAACUGUAUCUCCGCGCCUCCAGGUGGGAAUGGAGGUAAUCCGACAAGUCCUGUCCCCAACGGAAGCGGUCCUGUCCCCAACGGAGGACAAAUACCCACAUGUACACCUGGUUCAUCAGGCCCUAACUGCAUCCAAGCACCGCCUCCUGGGGCCGGAAUCUCACCCACGCCGCCUGGCGUGCCACCUUUCCCAUCAUCAGGGGUUCCGGUAGGACCUGCUCCCUCACAGCCAUUCACUCAAGGGACAAUUUCACUUCCUGGUGUUGCAACACCCACGAGCCCUGGUAUUUCGGCUACUCUGUCAAGCUCCAGACAGGCUAGUUUAACAGCUCCUGGAAGACAGUCUUCUUCCAGUUCAAUUAGUGGCACUUCAACCGGCUCAGGUGGAGGCAACGGAAGCCAGACUUCGCCCAAUCCUGGAACGUUACCAACUGGUCCGGGUGGAAACAACCCGAAUGUGCCCGGCUCUCUUGUCCCAGGCGUAUCACCGACACCCACCAGUCCAGGAGGAACAAAUCCUCCAGGACCAAGCGAGGGGACAACUCCGGGCGCCUCAGUCCCAACACCUACGACUAGUCCGACUCUUUCUGGUGGUACGGGCCCAGGCACAACACCGUUACCUAUGACCGGCCCGAACGGUGGAGGGGACACUACAUCAGGCCCCAUUCAACCGGCCAACCCAGGUCCCAGCAGCUACGACUGGCCGCCUGGCAUUGUGCCGUACGGUGAUCAUCCACCUUUCACGACACUUGCCCAGAUGUUCAACUGGAAUGUCCCGGAUGGGUCAACAGGAACAACUACAGCACGGAAGAGGGUCAUUUCCGAAAUGGCUAACAGCACAGGAUGGAACUCUGCAUCCGAGCCAUCAACGACUACGGCAAAGAAUUCUUAUGGGAAGUGGAGAAGAUCGAGAAGAUGGCAUGAUAUUUUGUAAAAAUGAGGGCGUUUUCGGAGGUGGGCCGUGACUGACGCAUGGACAUUUUUACAUUGGUAACUUAUGGAUUGGGCGAUUUACAACACUGAGCCAGGACUCUAUCCCUAGUGCUUUUAGAUGUGAAGUUAUGGUUGACUUAUGGGAUACUUACACAUAUCAGGUUCUUGCUAGGGGAUUUUAAUUGGUGAUAUACUUACAUCGUGUUUGCAGGAACUUAAAACAUUUAGAUCAGGAGCAAUGAAAAGUAUGUGCG
This is a messenger RNA of Truncatella angustata, 5467 nucleotides long. RefSeq lists its product as uncharacterized. The record is from RefSeq and is a predicted model, not a curated record. The transcript is spliced from 3 exons. Bases 466 to 5214 code for a protein of 1582 amino acids. Lineage: Eukaryota; Fungi; Ascomycota; Sordariomycetes; Amphisphaeriales; Sporocadaceae.